Cylicostephanus goldi is the source of this 293-nucleotide messenger RNA. The record is from the annotation of a GenBank genome assembly. NCBI's taxonomy places the organism in Eukaryota, Metazoa, Nematoda, Chromadorea, Rhabditida, Strongylidae.
AUGGAAAUGCCGGCAGAACGAUGGCAAUCCAUAGACGGCUUGGUCUCAGUGGGUGGUGAUGGGCUUUUCAAUGAGCUUUUAUCCGGAGCCCUUCUACGUACACAGCUGGAAGCUGGUAUGAACAUCGAUGAUCCGGCUACAGAACAAUUACAAACACCUCAUAUUCGCUUUGGAAUCAUUGGCGCGGGCUCAGCCAAUUCCAUAGUGAGCACCGUACAUGAAACGUCUGAUUUUGCCACGGCUGCGGUUCAUAUUGCCAUUGGUGAGAAUUUCCUCCUUAUUUUUUUAUGAGG